Molecule: messenger RNA, 599 nt
Organism: Alexandromys fortis (reed vole)
Lineage: Eukaryota; Metazoa; Chordata; Mammalia; Rodentia; Cricetidae
Gene: Ins
Product: insulin
Exons: 3
Coding region: 213-599 (128 amino acids)
Biological process (GO): positive regulation of protein secretion; glucose homeostasis
Cellular component (GO): extracellular region
Molecular function (GO): hormone activity; insulin receptor binding
Source: RefSeq, a predicted model, not a curated record
GCCACCUGAGAGCGCAGGAAUCCCAUUAAACCUGGAUAUUUUUUAAUUUGGCUUGUUUUGAUUUGGCUUGAUUGGGAUUUUUGCGUCAGCAGAAGUUCGCGUUAGGAAAAUUUCCUAACAUCAGAGAGGUCCCACCAGGUAGGGCGGUCUUUCCGUGUGGCCCUAGGCCACUGUUGAAAGUCCCCUAGUCUACAAUCUGAGCUCUCCACACUAUGCUAAAACCGGCUCCUGGGCGACAGCAGCUACGUCUUGGUCAUUGUCCCAUCAUGGCCCUGUGGAUGCGCCUUCUGCCCCUGCUGGCCCUGCUGGUCCUCUGGGAGCCCAACCCCGCCCAGGCUUUUGUCAACCAGCACCUUUGUGGUUCCCACCUUGUGGAGGCGCUCUACCUGGUAUGUGGGGAGCGUGGCUUCUUCUACACACCCAAGUCACGACGUGGAGUAGAGGACCCACAAGUGGCACAACUGGAGCUGGGUGGGGGCCCCGGAGCGGGUGACCUCCAGACCUUGGCGCUGGAGGUCGCCCAGCAGAAGCGCGGCAUUGUGGAUCAGUGCUGCACCAGCAUCUGCUCGCUCUACCAGCUGGAGAACUACUGCAACUAG